AUGUCACUUACAAUAAUCUGGACUAUUCACUCAAGCAGGACUGACGAUUGAAGUGACUUUAAUUGGAAAUACAUUUAUUUAUCAGUGCCGUUAACUAAAAAUACUAGUGUCUUGAAUAGUGGCAAAAUAAUCAGUGCACGGUAUAUGUAAACUAAGAAAUAAAUUAGUGCAUAUUUAAGAUACAUUUAAUGAAUCUGUCUCAACAAUAAUAGAGAGAAAAGUGAGAGGUUGGCUAAGUGGAGUGAUAGACGACAUGAGACGAAGUAGUCCAGUACAACAGUGGCUGGAUUCUCUACCUGCUGAUGCACAAGCAGAGCCAGAAACCUCAAGUGAUGAAGUAAAGCCAACAGAACCAAAGUCUGAUGACAGUAAAGCUGAGGAGUCAGUGACUGAAAACACAGUCAUAGAGCCCAACAAAGAUAAAACCCUGGCAGACGAAAGCUUAGAUGUUCCUAAUGUCAAAGAACCAUGGAAGAGAAAAUCACUUGACAGUGGAUUGCUAACCAGCACUCCACAAAAGACAAAUGUUAAAAGACUGCAAAGGGACCACUCUCUGCAGUCUGAAGUAUAUACUCCAAAGUUUAAGAACCCUUUGCUUAGAGAUCAUUCUCUCCAGUCAGACAAUAGUGGAUCAAGUGGCAGUUCAGUUUUGAAUGUGUUGGGAGCUCGAAAAGUUGAUGCAGAAUCUGUUUUGCUAGCAUUGGGCUUUGGACCAAGUGAAAAACAACAAAAAUUACAAAGAAUACCUGACAGGUUUUUAGCUCCAUCAAAACUAAAAGGCAUCAGCACUGAAGAUUUUAUAAAGAAUGAACAACAUUCAAUGCGCAUGCAUGACUGUGGUAUAUUUGGAUACAGGGGUCUAACUGGGAAUCCUCAUGUUCCACCGUCGACAAUUGUAGCUAAGAUAAUUGGAUGUAUACUCCAAGAUGAAGUGUGUCGUGAAGAGGCGUUAAUAAAAUCGAGACAUUCUAUAGCCGACAUGCGAUCUCAGCCAAACAUUAAUGCAAUUCUCGCCGCGCGUAUGCGUAACAACUAACAAAUUUGACCUCGCAGAACCAUGUGGGUAUACGCGUUAUUUAUGCAUAUUUUUGUUAAUUAUUUCAAUUGACUAUUACCGUUUGUUAAAUAUUAUGUUAUUGUGCAAUCAUUAUUAUAGAAUUCCAAAACUAGCUCAAAUUUUCGCUCAAACAUUGUGAUUAUGAUUCCGUAGAUAUAAAAUGAAAUAGGUCGGUUUCUGAAAGGGACCGUCUAUCUAUACAAGGUGUAAUUUAUAUAAAAAGCCGAAAUUAUUUGACCAAUUAAGUACUCUCGGAGUUCUACAGCUUUACAAAAAGAGAAGGGAAAUGUUGAGAACCACUUGCUGACAAGUCAUAAGUGUAACCUAAUUAUCUUAACGAUUAACCUUUUGAUCGAUCCUAGAUAUUGAAAUAGAUAUGCCUUUAUUAAUCACAAGUCAAAUCACUGAUGGAUUACCUUUAUGAAGACAAAGCGUUUAUUAAUCAGUCAAGGUUAAUGUUUAUAUAUUUUAAAUGAUAAUAAUGUUUCUUCGAUUGUGCAAUAGAGUAGAUGUAAGUAUUGUUUUGACUUAUUAUAAGGAAAAAUAAAAUUGAUGCAUAUGCAUAAUUUAAAGAAUAUCUUAAAA
Molecule: messenger RNA, 1642 nt
Organism: Trichoplusia ni (cabbage looper)
Lineage: Eukaryota; Metazoa; Arthropoda; Insecta; Lepidoptera; Noctuidae
Exons: 5
Coding region: 254-1036 (260 amino acids)
Molecular function (GO): signaling receptor binding
Source: RefSeq, a predicted model, not a curated record